AUGAAAACAGAGGAGACCCAAUCAUGUCUUCAGCAGCCUCCAGCCUCCACGCCAUUCGGUUCAGAACACAGGGGCGGAGGGGGCGAGGUGUGUGCGGGGUGUGAGUCGCCCAUUGCCGACCGCUUCCUGCUGCGUGUCAACGAGCGCUCGUGGCACGAGACCUGCGUCAAGUGUGCGGUGUGUCUGAGCGCACUCAGUGGGACAUGCUACUGCAGAGACCGUCUGCUCUAUUGCAAGCAUGACUACGAAAAGCUGUUUGUCAGGAAGUGCAGUGCGUGCCUGCAGGUGAUUGGCCGCUCAGAGCUGAUCAUGCGUGUGCUGGGGCAGGUGUACCACCUGGGCUGUUUCAGCUGCUGUGAGUGUGAGCGCCGGCUGCAGCGCGGAGACGAGUUUGUCCUGAAGGAGGGCCAGUUGCUCUGCAGAGGAGACUACGAGAAGGAGAGAGAGAUGCUGGCUGCCAUCAGCCCCACACCCACUGAGUCAGUGAAGAGUGAGGAUGAGGAUGGUGGGGGCGGUUCUGUAGGGGGGAAGGGCGGCGAAGGGAAGGACCACAAACGGUCAAAGCGACCACGCACCAUCUUGACCACACAGCAGCGCAGAGCUUUCAAGGCCUCCUUCGAGGUGUCCUCCAAACCUUGCAGAAAGGUGAGAGAGACACUGGCAGCUGAGACCGGGUUGACGGUUCGAGUCGUGCAGGUGUGGUUCCAAAACCAGAGAGCAAAGAUGAAGAAGAUAGCUCGCAGGCAGCAGCAACAGCAGCAGCAGCAGGAGCAGGAGCAGCUGGGAGGUGGUCAUGGAUUGGACGGUCUGUUGGCGUACCCUUCGUUGCCACGACAGCAGCUACUGGCUCUGGACCCCAACAUCUACGGAGGAGAGCCGUUCCGCCAUGGCCUCACACCUCCUCAGCUGAGCUCUGAACAUCUUCACUCCUACGAUUCAGAGACUGUGUUCCACGAUCUGGACAGCGACGGGAGCCUCAGUCACCUCGGCGACUGUCUUCUGGCAGCGGCGGACGGUGGGCUCCUGGCGGGGCGGGUGGGAAACCCCAUCGACCGCCUCUACUCCAUGCAGAACUCCUAUUUCACAUCCUGA
Salvelinus namaycush (lake trout) is the source of this 1092-nucleotide messenger RNA. RefSeq names its product LIM homeobox transcription factor 1, alpha-like (gene lmx1al). The record is from RefSeq and is a predicted model, not a curated record. Lineage: Eukaryota; Metazoa; Chordata; Actinopteri; Salmoniformes; Salmonidae. Gene Ontology annotation, molecular function: RNA polymerase II transcription regulatory region sequence-specific DNA binding; DNA-binding transcription factor activity, RNA polymerase II-specific. The transcript is spliced from 8 exons. Gene Ontology annotation, cellular component: nucleus. Gene Ontology annotation, biological process: regulation of transcription by RNA polymerase II; neuron differentiation. Bases 1 to 1092 code for a protein of 363 amino acids.